CACAAACCAACCAAGCGCCACCUAUAUAUCUCCCUUCCACCCUCCCAUUCCCCUCUCAGCUUCUCGCUCUGAAGCUUUACUCAAACUAGUAAUUUUAGUUUUCUCCUUUACCUUUAGAUAGUUACCCGGCACCGGCGGUAUUGUAUUACCAGAAAGAUUGUACCAAUCCAAGAAACAGAGGAGGAUCAAGAGCUAAUUGGAGUGGCAAGACAUGGCUGCGGCGAGUUUGAUCAGGGCGCCCGUUGGGCGGCUGCCGUGCCACGCUCCGGGGAGGAGCGGUGGCGUGGUCAGGUGCUCGCUGCAGGGCGCCGUCGUCGGCGGCCGGACCGAGUGGCUCAGCAACUGUGCCGUGCUCUCCAGCAAGGUGGCCGCGCUCGGCCCUCACUCCGUCAACGGCCACGCCGCUCCGCCUAUGGCGCCGGCCCCGACGAACGGGCCGGUGCUGGAUUUGAUCCCCGUGAGCAGUAUUAACGGCGGCGCCAAGAACAACAACCUGCCGGUGCCGCUGAAGAUCUCGGAUCUGUCCCCGGCGCCGAUGCACGGGUCGGAGCUGCGCGUGGCGUACCAGGGCGUGCCGGGCGCGUACAGCGAGAAGGCGGCCGGCAAGGCGUACCCGGGCUGCGACGCCAUCCCCUGCGACCAGUUUGAGGUGGCGUUCCAGGCCGUGGAGCUCUGGAUCGCGGACCGCGCCGUGCUCCCCGUGGAGAACUCGCUGGGCGGCAGCAUCCACCGCAACUACGACCUCCUGCUCCGGCACCGGCUCCACAUCGUCGGCGAGGUGCAGCUCCCCGUGCACCACUGCCUGCUCGCGCUCCCGGGCGUCCGCAAGGAGAACAUCACCCGCGUCAUCAGCCACCCGCAGGCGCUGGCGCAGUGCGAGCACACCAUCACCCGCAUGGGCCUCAACGUGGUCCGCGAGGCCUUCGACGACACGGCGGGGGCCGCCGAGUACGUGGCCGCCCACGGGCUCCGCGACACGGCCGCCAUCGCGUCGUCCCGCGCCGCCGAGCUCUACGGCAUGGAGGUGCUGGCCGACGGCAUCCAGGACGACUGCGGCAACGUGACGCGGUUCGUGAUGCUGGCAAGGGAGCCCAUCGUGCCGCGCACGGACCGCCCCUUCAAGACCAGCAUCGUGUUCGCGCACGACAAGGAAGGCACCUCCGUGCUCUUCAAGGUGCUCUCCGCCUUCGCCUUCCGCGACAUCACGCUCACCAAGAUCGAGAGCCGCCCACACCGCCACCGGCCCAUCCGCCUCGUCGACGACGCCAACCGCGGCACCGCCAAGCACUUCGAGUACAUGUUCUACGUCGACUUCCAGGCAUCCCUCGCCGAGCCGCGCGCGCAGAACGCGCUCGCCGAGGUCCAGGAGUUCACCUCCUUCCUGCGGGUGCUCGGGAGCUACCCCAUGGACAUGACCCCCAUGACCGCCGGCUCUUCCUCCACCGUUACAUCAUCCGAUCCCGAUUCGUAGCCGACCGGCGCCUUCCUCUCUUCUUCGAGGAGAAUGAGAAUCAGUAGCGACGUCGGUUAAUUUCUGGUCAUGUCGUCCUGCUCUCCUCCCUCGUUGCCGGGAGUAAUUAAUUUUGUUCUUCUACGUUUUUUCUUGUGAUAAUACGUGUAAUUGUGCCGUUUGAGCCAGUUUAAUCAGCAGUGAAUAUACCAGCUGUGAUGAGAUAGA
Messenger RNA from Brachypodium distachyon (stiff brome), 1678 nucleotides. Its product is annotated as arogenate dehydratase/prephenate dehydratase 6, chloroplastic. NCBI's taxonomy places the organism in Eukaryota, Viridiplantae, Streptophyta, Magnoliopsida, Poales, Poaceae. Gene Ontology annotation, cellular component: chloroplast; cytoplasm. The record is from RefSeq and is a predicted model, not a curated record. Gene Ontology annotation, biological process: L-phenylalanine biosynthetic process. The coding region runs from base 212 to 1471 and encodes 419 amino acids. Gene Ontology annotation, molecular function: arogenate dehydratase activity; prephenate dehydratase activity. The transcript has a single exon.